UGUAUUGACUCUAACACCUUUUCGGUUAAUAAAUAAAUAAUGAUUAUUUCUUAGAAAUCAUACUGUCAGAGAAGUAUCCAAUGGUCGAGAAUAAUCGAGUGGUGACCAGAGUGGAUAAGAGGAUCGUGAGCGGACAAGAGGCCAGCAUUGAGGACUACCCGUACCAGGUGUCGUUCAUAGUGAACAAGUCCUACUUCUGCGGAGGCUUCAUCGUCAGCGAGCGUUACAUACUGACAGCUGCCCACUGUGCCCAGAAUGUCGACCCUUCAACAGUCGUCUUGAGAGCAGGCAGUUCAUACCGCACAAAUGGCACCUUGAUACCCAUAGUGGAAAUAGUACCGCAUCCAGAGUACGACAACCCACCCUUUGACAAGGAUGUCGCUUAUAUAAAAACAGCAGAACCUUUAGAGUUCAGCGAGACCAUGAAGCCCAUUGCUUUACCCGAGUUAAAUAGACCUGUUAAGGGCUAUAUGGAAGUUGCUGGCUGGGGUAGAUUAGAGCAAGGUGCCAGCACCAUACCAAACAGACUGAUGAGCGUGUCGUUACCAGUAGUUAACUAUUGGCAGUGCAUUUUCUCGUACCCAACAGUUCUGACCAGGAAUAUGGUGUGUGGCGGAAACUUCUUCUUAGGAGGGAAAGGGACUUGCCAGGGUGACUCCGGUGGUACAGCUAUUCAAGAUGGACUGGCUGUCGGAAUAGUUUCCUUCGGCAGAGGUUGUGGAAGUGCCCUGUCUCCAAGCGUCUUCGCCAACAUCGCUGCGCCGACGAUCCGUAACUUUAUUACUAAGAAUACUGGAUUGUAAAUGUAGCGGAGAGGAACACCUGCAGACCAAUCAUAAUAUGGAUGGAUAACGUGGUAUUUUUAUCACGUUAUCUCCCAAUAAUCUGAUUGGUUUAUUCUUAUACGUACAAUAGUUUUAGCUAACUUAGAAUAUAGAGAUACUUUUUAGUAUUUCAAAAUGAUCAAAAUCUAUUAGGUAUAAUUUGUCAGAAAUUUCAAUGUUUAGAAGUUUUCAUAAAACGAUAUCAAAAUGUCGCCAAAUGAAUUUCGAUGAUUCGAUAGUAUUCGAUUAUUAUUUGUGCAAGGUCAUAAAGAAUUAGUGCCCGCAUAUAAGCACUAAGCAGAAUUUCUGUUUGGUUUUAAUUACUAUUAAUGAUUACAUAAAAAAUUAUGUUAAAAUUAAUAGCUAUGUUUCUUAGAAGCGCACAACAAA
Pararge aegeria (speckled wood butterfly) is the source of this 1214-nucleotide messenger RNA. RefSeq names its product trypsin-1-like. Gene Ontology annotation, biological process: proteolysis. The coding region runs from base 81 to 803 and encodes 240 amino acids. The record is from RefSeq and is a predicted model, not a curated record. Lineage: Eukaryota; Metazoa; Arthropoda; Insecta; Lepidoptera; Nymphalidae. The transcript has 4 exons. Gene Ontology annotation, molecular function: serine-type endopeptidase activity.